AUGGCUUCUCAAGACUGGCGUGCGGGCUUUGGCUUUGCUGCUCGCAUGUCUGCUGUUACGAAAAUGCAAGUACCUCACCCGUGUAUAGACCCUUGAAUCCUGGUACGCCGCACAGCACAGGGAGCACCUCGUAAGAACCAUCGCUUCCCUAAAAGACAUGGAAAUCUCGAUUCAAGAGUCACCGAUGUUGCCCAAGAAACCACUAUUCACCGCCUCAUUCUAUUGGUACCUCAGCAUGCUCGGGCCGGUCUCCAGGAACGAGCUUUGUCUGACAACUCUGGGUAACGCAGCAUCAUCUAGAAUAUGGACCGUGUCGUGCUCACGAACCACUGUAUAAACUCUUUUCGAACUUCAGCGUGCUUUUUCUUUCACCACUUGUUUGCAAUGCUGGACUGCAUCAAGCUAAUUCUUCGCAGAAUAGACGCAUGUCAUGCCUCGAAUCCUUUGCUAUCAGCGAAUGAUGCGCACAGGGAAGCUAUCGUAGCCGAGACCAGGAUAUAUGACCAAGCCCACUCAAUCGACGAUUAUGAAAGUUCAAUCGACGAGAAAGUUGCGAGCUAUCCUCCACGCUUCCUCCAGUUCCCGACUCCCGAGGACACGAAGUACGUACCCACUCCUGGUGCAAUCUCAGUGGGCAUGUAUCAGAAUGCUCUCUACUACCGAGAGGGUCUUUUUUCCGCCAUCUACAAGGCGCCUGCUUUGACCGAAGAUGGCUACUUCCCACCUGGCGCGCCGUCUAGAGCCAAGUUCGUUGCGCUCAAGAUCACCUCACCAUCGAUGAUGGAGCCGCCGCACGACUCAAGGCGCGAGGCUGAGAUUCUGAAGAAAGCAGCAUGCCCCAAUGUCAUUCCACUUCUGGAUACCUUUCGAGAGGAUGGCAGUCGAUUUGUUCUGGUUUUUCCUUUCGUGCCGCUCGAUCUGAGUGUAGUCCUGCGGGAGGGCAAGUUUGCAAAGACACAAACCAAAGUCUGGUUAAAGGACUUGUUCUCUGCUCUCGCAUUUAUCCACGAGCAGGGGAUCAUUCACCGUGACAUCAAGCCCUCGAACAUAUUGCUCAAAACGCUCGAUGGACCUGCCUAUCUCGCCGACUUUGGCAUUGCCUGGGCGCCGGAUUGCUCGGGCUCUGAGGCACCCGAUUCGAAGAUUACGGACGUUGGCACAACCUGCUAUAGGCCGCCAGAGCUACUCUUCGGCAACAAAGCAUACGAUUGCAGUCUCGACUUAUGGGCGGCUGGUUGUACCGUUGCCGAGAUUCUGGACCCUAAUCACGCAACACUGUUCGAUUCUGGAGAACUGGGAAGCGAUUUGGCUCUGCUGCAGAGCAUUUUUAAGAAGCUGGGAACGCCAACGUUAUCUCGAUGGCCUGAGGCAGCAAAGUUCCCUGAUUGGGGCAAAGUGCAGUUUUACGAGUACCCAGAAGAACAUUGGGGUACGCUGCUACCACGAGUAUCUGAAGAGGGGCAGGACCUUGUCUCAGAGCUCGUCCGGUACGAGAGCGGAGCACGCUUAACAGCAUUGAAGGUCCUCGAGCAUGCUUACUUCCGCGAUUAA
Molecule: messenger RNA, 1551 nt
Organism: Ascochyta rabiei
Lineage: Eukaryota; Fungi; Ascomycota; Dothideomycetes; Pleosporales; Didymellaceae
Product: Cyclin-dependent kinase
Exons: 5
Coding region: 304-1551 (415 amino acids)
Biological process (GO): protein phosphorylation
Cellular component (GO): cytoplasm; nucleus
Molecular function (GO): ATP binding; cyclin-dependent protein serine/threonine kinase activity
Source: RefSeq, a predicted model, not a curated record